AUGGAUAUUCAGUUAAAAGAUUUUAAAGAAGAACCUUUAAAUGAAAGUAAUCAUAUUAAUGUAGAAAGAGGAUUGGAUGAUUUCAAUAAAGUUGCAGAAGAAUUAGAACAAGAUUAUAAAGAAUCAGUAGCAAAAGAUGUAGAGUCCCUCUCAGAAGAAGAUUUUAAAUUAAGAAAUUACUUUGAAACAUCACAAAGAAUGUCUUUGGAAAAUGGCGGUAGACCAAAAAAGAUGGGUGUAGUCUUCAAGAAUUUAACUGUUGUCGGAAAAGGUGCAGAUUUAUCAACCAUUUCUGAUUUAUCAACACCUUUUAGAUCAUUAGUUGAGUUGUUUAAAUUUAAAUGGAUUAAAAGAGAAAAUACUUCAUCAACAUUUGAUAUUUUACACAAGGUUACUGGUUAUUGUAAAGAUGGUGAAAUGCUAUUAGUUCUUGGUAGACCUGGCUCUGGUUGUUCAACUUUACUACGUGUUUUAAGUAAUCGUCGUAAUUCCUAUAUUGAUGUUCUCGGGGAUGUAACAUAUGGUGGACUUUCACAUAAAGAGUGGGAAAAGUUUAAAGGAGAAUCAAUUUAUAUUCCAGAAGAAGAUUGUCAUUCACCAACCCUCACAGUCAGAGAAACUUUAGAUUUCGCUUUAAAAUGUAAAACUCCACAUAAUCGUCUUCCAGAUGAAAAGAAACGUACUUUUAGAACUAAAAUUUUUGAUUUAUUAGUAAAUAUGUUUGGUAUUACAAAGCAAUCAGAUACAGUUGUUGGUGAUGAAUUUUUAAGAGGUUUAUCUGGUGGUGAAAAGAAAAGAUUAACCAUUGCCGAAUCUAUGGUUGCAUCCUCAUCAAUUAAUUGUUAUGAUUGCUCCACCAGAGGUUUAGAUGCUGCUUCAGCUUUAGAUUAUGCAAAAUCAAUUCGUAUUAUGUCAGAUACUUUACACAAAACAACCAUUGCUUCAUUUUACCAAGCCUCAGAUUCAAUUUAUAAUCUUUUUGAUAAAGUUUUAAUUCUCGAAAAAGGUCGUUGUAUUUAUUUUGGUUCAACACAAGAUGCUAAACAAUAUUUCUUAGAUAUGGGUUUUGAUUGUGAACUACGUAAAUCAACUCCAGAUUUCUUAACUGGUAUUACAAAUCCACAAGAACGUAAAGUUAAAAAAGGUUUUGAAGGAAAUGUUCCAAUUACAUCAGAAGAUUUCGAGACUGCAUGGUUAAAAUCAGAACAAUAUCAAAACUCUAUUAAUGAAAUUAAUGAAUAUGAAAAGAAAGUAGAAAUAGAUCAACCAAAGAAUGAUUUUAUUCAAGAAGUUCAUCAACAAAAAAGUAAAAAUGUUAGUAAAAAAUCACAAUAUACAACAAGUUUUUUCACUCAAAUUAUUGCUCUUACAAUUCGUAAUUAUAAAUUAGUUUGGGGUGACAAGUUUGGUAUUAGUUUCCGUUAUUUUUCCGUAAUUGUUCAAUCACUUAUUUAUGGUAGUAUAUUUUUCCGUAUGACAAAAGACUCUAUGGAUGGAGCUUUUACUCGUGGUGGUGCUUUAUUUUGUUCAAUUCUUUUUAAUGCAUUCUUUUCAGAAGGUGAACUUCCAGUCGCAUAUGUUGGCCGUAGAAUUUUAGAAAAACAUAAAUCAUAUUCAAUGUAUAGACCAUCAGCACUUCAUUUGGCCCAAGUUUUAACAGAUAUACCAAUUAUUUUCAUUCAGGUAUUCGUCUACUCUUUCAUUAUCUACUUUAUGUAUGGUUUAGAGGCUGUAGCAUCAAAAUACUUUAUUUUUGUCUUCGCUUUAAUUGGUUUAUCACUUUGGACUCAAAAUUUAUAUAGAUGGUUUGGUGUUUUAACUCCUUCAAUUUAUAUUGCUCAAAAUGGUGUUAAUAUUUUAAUUGUUUCAUUAUUUACUUAUUCUGGAUAUCUUGUACCAUUAAGUAAAAUGCACCCUUGGUUUAAGUGGAUUUAUUGGGUUAAUCCAUUCGCAUAUUGCUUUAAUGCUUUAAUGCAAAAUGAAUUUAAAGGAAUGAAUUUCGAUUGUUCACAAAUGUCAAUUCCUUAUAGUACCGUUAAUGGUAGUACAACAUACAGUGAUGCAGCUUAUCGUGCAUGCCCAACUGCCGCAGCUUUACCAGGUGAAAUGAGUUUUUCAGGUGAAAGUUAUAUCGAUUACUCACUUAGUGUUAAAGCCAGUCUCUCACUUAAUGUUAUUGUUGUUUAUCUUUUCUGGUUAUUAUCAGUUUUCCUUAACUGUGUUGCAAUGGAAUAUAUCGAUUGGACAGGUGGUAACUUUACAUGCAAGGUUUAUAAAAAAGGUAAAGCACCAAAAUUAAAUGAUGCAGAGGAAGAAAAGAAACAAAUUCUUAUGGUCGAAAAUGCUACAAACAAUAUGAAAGAAUCUUUAAAGAUGCCAGGUGGCCUUUUUACAUGGCAAAACAUUAACUAUACAGUUCCAGUAUCAGGUGGUAAAAAACUAUUGUUAGAUGACGUUGAGGGUUGGAUCAAACCAGGCCAAAUGACUGCUCUUAUGGGAUCCUCAGGUGCUGGUAAAACAACUUUACUUGAUGUAUUGGCUAAAAGAAAAACUAUUGGUGAAAUUAAAGGUAAAUGCUUCCUCAAUGGCAAAUCUUUACAAAUAGAUUUCGAACGUAUUACUGGUUAUGUCGAACAAAUGGAUGUACAUAACCCUGGUUUAACAGUUCGUGAAUCACUUAGAUUCUCUGCCAAACUCCGUCAAGAACCAGAAAUUCCAUUACAAGAAAAAUAUGAUUAUGUUGAAAAGGUUUUAGAAAUGAUGGAAAUGAAACACUUGGGUGACGCUUUAAUUGGUAAUUUAGAUACUGGUAUUGGUAUUUCAGUAGAAGAAAGAAAACGUUUAACUAUUGGCGUUGAAUUAGUCGCAAAACCUCAUAUUCUCUUUUUAGAUGAACCAACAUCUGGCUUAGAUGCUCAAUCAUCGUACAACAUUGUUAAAUUUAUCCGUAAACUUGCAGAUGCUGGCAUGCCAUUGGUAUGUACAAUCCAUCAACCAUCAAGUGUAUUAUUCGAACAUUUUGAUCGUAUUUUACUUUUAGCUAAAGGUGGUAAGACUGUUUACUUUGGUGAUAUUGGUGAGAAAUCAAAAACUCUUACAUCAUAUUUCGAACGUCAUGGUGUUAGACCAUGCAAUGAAAUUGAAAACCCAGCAGAAUAUAUUUUAGAGGCUACUGGAGCAGGUGUUUAUGGAAAAACUGAUGUUGACUGGCCAGCUGCUUGGAAAAACUCACCAGAGUAUAAAGCUGUUGAAGAUGAGCUUGGUGCAUUAGAAGCCGCAGGUCCAAUUCCAGGCAUGGAUAAUGGUUCCCCAAGAGAGUUUGCAACAUCUAUUUGGUAUCAAAGCUGGGAAGUUUACAAACGUCUUAAUUUAAUUUGGUAUAGAGAUCCAUUUUAUACAUUUGGUACUUUUGUUCAAAUUGCAAUUACUGGUCUUAUUAUUGGUUUCACUUUUUAUAAUCUUAAAAACUCCUCAACUGAUAUGAAUCAACGUAUUUUCUAUAUCUUUGAAGCUUUAUUAAUUGGUGUCCUUAUGAUGUUUUUAGUUUUACCACAAUUCCUUUCUCAGAGAGAUUACUUUAGAAGAGACUAUGCAAGUAAAUUUUAUUCAUGGUUACCAUUUGCCAUUGGUAUUUCAACAGUUGAAUUACCAUAUGCAGUUAUUUCAGCCACCAUUUUCUACAUCACAUCUUACUUUACAGCAGGUUUACAGCAUGAUGGUAAUACAAAUUUCUAUUUUUGGUUCUUAUAUGUAGUCUUUAUUUUCUUCUGCAUUAGUAUGGGUCAAGCAAUUGGCGCUGUUUGUCAAAAUAUUUAUUUAUCAUAUGUUAUUUCACCACUUUUCCUUGUGUUCCUCUUCUUGCUUUGUGGUGUAAUGGUACCACCAAGUGAUAUUCCUACUUUUUGGAAAUGGGUAUAUGAUCUCAAUCCAUGCACUCAUUUCCUUAUAGGUAUCAUUACAAAUGUCUUAAAGAAUGUUGAUGUUAGAUGUGCCCAAGAUGACUUUGUAAAAUUCAUUAAGGAUCCUGUAUUUGCAACCUGCGAAGAAUAUGGUUACGAAUUUAUCAAUGUAACUAAAGCUGAUGGAUAUGUUGAAACUCUCGAGAAUGGUGACUGUGGUUAUUGCACCUUUAAGGCUGGUUCUGAAUAUUAUGAAAGUCGUGGUUGGGAUUAUGAUCAUAGAUGGAGAUCAUUUGGUAUUGUCACAGGUUAUUGGAUUUUUAACAGUCUUUUAGUUGUUGUUUUUGUUUAUCUUACAAGAAAAGGAAGCAGAUAA
Molecule: messenger RNA, 4275 nt
Organism: Dictyostelium purpureum
Lineage: Eukaryota; Evosea; Eumycetozoa; Dictyosteliales; Dictyosteliaceae
Gene: ABCG32
Exons: 12
Coding region: 1-4275 (1424 amino acids)
Biological process (GO): transmembrane transport; aggregation involved in sorocarp development; sorocarp morphogenesis
Cellular component (GO): membrane
Molecular function (GO): ABC-type transporter activity; ATP binding; ATP hydrolysis activity
Source: RefSeq, a predicted model, not a curated record